Molecule: messenger RNA, 3297 nt
Organism: Ectocarpus sp. CCAP 1310/34
Lineage: Eukaryota; Phaeophyceae; Ectocarpales; Ectocarpaceae
Source: the annotation of a GenBank genome assembly
CCGCGCCGCGCAGUGCGUGCGACUUUGCUGGGUACACUGGGCGAAAUGGAGGCCAGCCAGCUAGACCUUUUGCGGACUGACGAGCUGGACAUUGCUCUUCGGCUGAGCUAUCUCAAGCACUACCACGGCGGCGGGGCAGGGGCGGCAGAAGGAGGGGCGGGGUCCGCGGUUAACGACAAGGAGGCUCGCCGGAAGGAGAAGAAAAAGCUCAAGGACUUGAAGGUGCAGAAGGCGAAGGAAGCAAAGAAAAACGCCGCGGCUGCUCCGGCCAGCAAGAAGGACAAGGUCGUCGGCAAUUCGGCCACGGCGACGGCGGAGGUUGAUGUGAAUACCCCUGUGGAGCUGUCUUCUCUCGUGUCUUCGACCGAUCUGCCUUUGCGAGAAGGAGAGGAGCAGGACAAGCGGGAGCGUUUCUACCUCACGACGGCGAUCAACUACACCAAUGGGGAGCCGCACAUCGGCCAUGCCUACGAGGCGAUCGCCUCCGACGUUUUGUCGCGGUAUCAGCGUAUGAGCGGAAAGAGGGUCAUCUUCCAGACCGGCUCCGAUGAGCACGGGCAAAAGAUUGCCAACACGGCCGCGAAACUGGGGUUGCAACCCAUUGACAUCUGCGACAAGUAUGCGGGCAAGUUCCAAGAACUGAACAAGAGGCUGCUGAUAUCGAACGACUUGUACAUGCGAACGACGUCGGCCCUGCACAAGGAGACCAGCCAGAGGUUGUGGCAGAUCUGUGCCGACGCGGGCGACAUCUUCCUGGGCAAGUAUGAGGGUUGGUACGACGAACGGGAGGAGAAGUACGUUACCGAUAGCGACGCAGAGCUUGCCGACUUCAAGGAUGCCUUUGGAUCCCCCUUGAAGCGCAUGAGCGAGGCCUCUUACUUCUUCAAGAUGGGCAAGUACAUCGAGUGGCUGAUCCAUUACAUCACGGACAACCCGUCCUUCAUUCAGCCGGAGACACACCGCCUUAACAUCCUCACACGCCUCCAGAACGGACACCAGAAUGACCUGAGCGUGUCUAGAACAACCUUCAAGCACGGAAUCCCCGUCCCAGUAGGCUUCGACCAGGCUCACGUGAUGUACGUGUGGUUCGAUGCUUUAACGAACUACCUCUCAGGGAUUCACGCUCUGGACUCGGACAACCCCAUGUCCGCGUUCUGGCCGGCGUCGGUGCACGUGAUCGGGAAGGACAUCACAUGGUUCCACUGCGUGAUCUGGCCUUGCAUCCUCAAGAGCGCCGGCCUGGCCUUGCCCAAGACCGUCUACGCCCACGGUUUCGUGGCGGCUGCCGACGGACGCAAGAUGAGCAAGAGCCUAGGCAACGUCAUCGACCCCCACGAUAUCUGUGACCAGUACGCGGUGGACACGUUCCGGUGGUACAUCUGUCGCGAGGCUAUCUUUGGGUGCGACCUGUCCUUCAGCAAGAGGGCUCUCGUUCUCGCCCACAACUCGGAGCUGUGCAACACCUUCGGCAACCUUGUGCACCGCUCCCUCUCGCUCAUGCACAAGUACAACAACGGGAAUGUGCCGGAGCGACAGCUAGGGUUCGAUUUCUUCCCGUUCGACUUUGCUGCCACGAGAAGACACGUGGAUGCCGCCAUGACGAACUACGCUCUGCAGGAUGCUUGCGCGGUGGCUAUGGAGGCCCUCCGAGAAACCAACAAGUUCCUUCAGGAGUCUGAGCCAUGGAUGAGGAAGGGCGACGAGGACAGGCCGUACCGGUUAGAGUGCGUCAGGGUUUGCCUCGAGGCGGUGUACUGCGUGGCUCACUUGUUGGUGGCGUUCUUGCCCACCGCUUGCACACGCGUCUUCGAGAAGUUAGGCCUUCCGCCAGUACCAAUCGCCUCUCUCAAGCCCGACUUCAGCAACAUCCCUGCUGGGACCAAAGUCACCGUGGGAUCCAUUCUCUUCGGAAUGCUGGACCUGCCCGAUGAAGUUGCCGCAAUUCCUGCCGCUCCGGGCGGUGCGGGCGAGCAGCUGCAGACUCAGAAGGCGGCGAAGCCGGCGGCGGUAGUGGUGGCCAAUGGCGGCGGCAGCGGCGGUGCAGGGGGGCAGGAGGCUGAGGGGGACCCCUUUUCGAGGAUUGAGAUCAAAGUGGGCAGGAUCACGAAGGCAAUCUUGGUGUGGAACCACGAGAGUAAAGAGCACCUGUACUGCGAGGAGAUCGAUGUGGGAGAGGGGGAGCCGAGAGCCAUCGCUAGCGGUCUGAGAGAACACUGCACUCCGGAGGAAAUGCAGGGAAGGCUGGUGCUGGUCGUGUGCAACUUGAAACCGGCCAAGUUUGCCGGGUUUGCGUCGAACGGAAUGGUGCUUGCGGCCAAGUCUGCGGAUGGGAAGGUGGAACUUGUACGACCCCCCGAAGGGUCUGUGGUAGGAGAGAGGGCUCGAGUCGAGGGAUCGGAGGGGGAGCCUUUGACGCCAGCUCAGGUGAAGAAGAAGAAGGCGUUCGAAGAGCUGGCCAAGCACCUCCGAACAGAUAACGACAAGGUGGCCACAUAUCAGGGGAAGCCCAUCACCACUUCCGGUGGCGCGUGCACGGCAGAUACCGUGGCUGGGGGCGAGCUCUCUUGAGCAUCCAUCCGGUCUAUUUUAGGGGGAUCCAAUGCAUACCUUGUUUUGAGCAUAUGUGUGACCUGUCUUGAUCGAAGGAACGCCGUGUAGCUGUCGGUUGGUGUAGCUGUCGGUUGGUGCUGUCGUCGGUCGGUGCUGUCGUCGGUCGGCAUUGUUUCAUUUGAUCUGAUUUGAUUUUAUUUGUUCUAUCGAUCGUUCAUUUUCUUGUGGGUGUGUUUCGGUGCACAGCACACGGCAAACUGGACGUGUCUCGACUGCGACGAAUGAAAAGAUUGCUCGAAGUUUUGCGUCCUUGUUGUGGGUGUCGCCGUGUUGAAGUUGGCAUGCUAGCGUGAUUGUGUUUUUACAGCAGCAGGAUACUUUUCAGUUGAUUCAAGUAUUAUGUCGUGACAUUGCCCGCCUUCCCUGGUGCAAGGGGAGGAGAUUCGAAGAGCCGAGAUCGAACAAACAAACUAGUAGGAACAUUGUCCCAAAAAAAUCUGGAUGUUCGCCGUUGCAUGUAGCUGACACCCACCGGCAAGGAUUCCGGCCAGCCAGAUUUCAGCGGUACUGUAUUUGUUAACCAAAAGGACUGCUGGCACUAUUUGUCUAACGAUUGCCUUUCGCGGGGUUUUUCACCUCUCCUCUUUCUUGUCUUUGAUGUACAGUAGUAGAGCAUAUCGCAUCUUUGACGGCGGCGGCACCGCUGUUGUUGUCCUCAGGUGUCACGAAAGGAACUGCGUUUGUUCG